AUGUCUGUCUCAGCCACCGCUCGCCGGCUCACGCGAGGAGCUCUCUCUUCGUCUCCCAUGCCCACUCGGCAGCUGACGCGAUUCACCAUUUCGCAACGCCUGUCCUCCAGCAACGCGCCCAAAUCCUCCUCCUCGAGCUCACGCCCGUCUCCGGCACCCCAAAAUGACCGAUCGCAAUUCAAAAUCCUCCCUAUUGUGAUCAUCAUGGCCAUUGGAUCGGGAUCAUACGCACUGCUCGUCAAGUCUCGUACGGGACAGGCGCCUCAGCGUCAGACGUAA
Penicillium diatomitis is the source of this 279-nucleotide messenger RNA. RefSeq lists its product as uncharacterized. NCBI's taxonomy places the organism in Eukaryota, Fungi, Ascomycota, Eurotiomycetes, Eurotiales, Aspergillaceae. The coding region runs from base 1 to 279 and encodes 92 amino acids. The record is from RefSeq and is a predicted model, not a curated record. The transcript has a single exon.